GUUCUGACACACCACAGAAAGAGACAAAAGCCUCGAGUUCAAAGGGGCGAGCGCAGCAGCCGCUUACAUUGCUGGCCGUGGAGCUCAGCGCACCGAGUCUGAUGUGCAUUAACGAACACACGAGGGGUGGAGUGGAUGGAGACUAUUUUUAAUGCUGAAAUAUGAGCAAUCAGAGCCGAGGCGGAUAAAUGUGACACGCCAAGAGGGAUUGUCUUUACGUGUGGAGAGCACUUAAAAAAAUUGGGAUUAAAGCCUCGCACACGAUGAAGCGGACGGAGCGGAAACUCGUGCUCACCCCUCGUGGAUAGUUUGGAUGCUUGCAUUCUUAAAUAGAAAUAGUCAGAGAAACAACGAUCUUCCCGCAGAAUACACAGAGAAAACCCAAUGAGACAUGAUGAGAGAGUUGCACGUGAAGCACAGCUUCUGGACUCUGCCGUGGACUGUUCUCAUGUGCGUUAUUACUACUGGAGUUCAUUCACAAGAAAGCCAGGGUUACCUGAUAGCUGCACCAUCGGUUUUCCGUGCCGGCGUGGAAGAGUCUGUGAGUGUGACCCUCUUCAAUGCAGUAGAAGAGACACAAGUGCAUCUGCAGCUCAGCGUCAAGGGCGAGAUCGUGGCGCACAGCCACGGUGCUGUACGAGAUAAAGGCACCAUCAAAAUAAAGGUGCCAUCAGAUGUAAGAGGUCAGGCACAUCUGAAGGUUUGGGGGAACCGGCAGCUCAAUGAGGGUGGAUACAUCUUCCACAACCACACCACUGUGACGGUGGACAGCAAAGGGACAACUGUUUUCAUCCAGACCGACAAACCAGUCUAUAAACCCCUACAGAAAGUUCGUAUAAAUGUUUAUGCCGUCACACCAGAUCUAAGGCCUUCCAGUGAAAAGAUCAACGCAUACGUAGUGGACCCAAGAGGAUCCCGUAUAAUCCAGUGGAAGGACAUGAAGUCUGUUUGUUGUGGAAUCGUUAAUGUGAGCUUCCCACUGUCGGACCAACCAGUGUUUGGCGAGUGGUUUGUUUUUGUGGAGAUGCAAGGCCACACAUACAACAAGUCAUUUGAAGUGCAGAAGUAUGUUAUGCCCAGGUUUGAGAUCCUCAUUGAGCCUCCUCCUUACAUUCGAGACCUUAACUCAUGUGAACAGGUCACGGUCAAGACAAGGUACACUUUUGGAAAGCCGGUGACGGGCAAAUUAACAGUUAACAUGGCUGUGAAUGGUAUUGGCUACUACAGGCAUGAAGUUGGUCACCCGGUGAUGAAAUCAAUGGAGAUUAAAGGCUCAGCCACCUUUAGCCUCUGCGUAAAGGACAUGAUGCCCUUAGAAGUUACCGACCAUUUCCGCGGAACAGUGAACAUGUGGGUGACCGUGAACAGCGUCGACGGUGGAUGGCAGACGGUGUAUGAUGAUUCAACACCCGUCCACAAACAACUCAUCGACAUCAAGUACUCCAAAGACACCCGGAAGCAGUUCAAGCCUGGCUUGCCCUACAAGGGGAUUAUCGAGGUGACCUUUCCAGAUGGGAGUCCGGCGGAUGGAGUGCAGGUGCGGGUUAAGGCCGAACUCACCCCAAAGGACAACGUGUAUACCAGCGAACUAGUCUCGCAAAAUGGCAAGGCCAUUUUUGAGAUCCCGUCCAUCCCCACAGCUGCCCAGUACGUCUGGCUGGAGUCAAAAGUGACAGCCAUCAAUGGCAGACCAGCUGGUGAACAGUAUCUUCCCAACUAUCUGUCCAUCAGUAGCUGGUAUUCUCCUAGCAAGUGCCACAUCCAGCUUCUAAGCCCUGGUGCUCCUCUUAUUAUUGGACAAGAGGCUGAGAUCUAUCUGAAGUCCACCUGUCCUUGUAACUUCACAUUGCACUAUGAGCUUGCAUCCCGUGGGAAUAUUGUCCAGUCGGGUCAGAGACAUUCUAACAGCACGGCCCAUCGUGGAAAGAGAGCUACCAUCACCUUUGACACGAACAUACACGCCACCACUAAACCACCAUGUGAUUCAGACUCAGGUGUGUCCUCUACUCAGGCGGAGACAGACAGCUGUGUGUCAAUUCUACAUUUCAACGUGACUCCUGCCAUGGCCCCAGUCAGCCGCCUACUGGUCUACUAUGUGCGGGACAACGGCGAAGGGGUGACAGACAGUCUGCAACUUCCUGUUCAAUCUCGCUUUGAAAAUGAGGUUUCAGUGUCUUUGUCCACAAAUGAGUCAAUGCCGGGCAGUCCGGUCAACCUCAAGAUCAAAGCCGAGAGGGGCUCAUGUGUUUGUGUAGCUUCUGUGGAUAAAAGCAUGUACCUUAUCAAACCAGACUUCCAGCUCACACCUGAGAAGGUGUUCAAAGAACUGCUUGACUUUGAUGUAUCUGACACCUUCGGGGUAUCCAAAGAUGAGGGGCACUUCUGGUGGCCAGGAUUGUCGUCAAGGCGACGACGCUCUUCUGUAUUCCCAUGGCACUGGGAUAUCACAAAAGAUGCCCGUUUUGCUUUUACGGAGACCGGGCUGGUGGUGAUGACAGAUAUGGUGAGCCUGAAUCACAGGCAAAGUGGAGGGAUGUACACAGAUGAGGCUGUGCCUGCUUUCCAACCGCACACAUCAACCCUUGUGGCAGCCACGCAUACCCGGUCUGGGACAAGGGCAGAGAAUCGCAGGCGAACAUUCUUCCCAGAAACAUGGAUAUGGCACUGCUUCAAUGUCAGCAAUGUCACCGGAGAGGCCGAGUUACGCUUGGAUCUUCCUGAUUCCAUCACCACGUGGAUAACAGAGGCUAUCGGUCUGUCUGCCGAAAAGGGGCUCGGCCUGGCUCAAACUGCAGAGCUGCGCACGUUUAAACCCUUCUUCAUCGACUUCACCCUGCCAUACAGCGUCAUCCGUGGUGAACAGACCAAAGUCCCAUUGACGGUGUACAACUACCUUUCAACUUGCGCAGAGGUCCAUGUGAAAGUAUCGGUGCCCAAAGGGAUCAAGUUCGUGGGUCACCCAGGGAAACACCAUCUGACCCGGAAAAAGUGUGUGGCGCCCGGCGAGGCCACUCCUACAUUUAUAGUUCUGCUCUUUUCGGAAUUGCUGACGGCCAACAUCACAGCUCGAGCUGUGGCCUACAGUGAGCCUAGUUGCUGCUCGGACGGACUACAAGCCAGCAAAGGGGGUAAAGCGGGCGAGGAACAAGAAGACAGGAGAAGCCCGGCGGGCAUGGACUAUGUGCGCAGAACCGUGCUGGUAGAGCCUGAAGGUUUACCAAGAGAGUACACAUACAGCGUCUUCUUCUGUCCAAACGAACGAAUCCACAUCUCCUCACCCAACAAAUACGAGUAUCAAUACGUGAAAAAGCCGGCCAAAGUCACACACGUUCAAGUAUCCGUCAAAAGCCAUAACGAUGCCCACAUCGCCCUCUCGCCCACUGCCCACGACAACACGGAUAUGGUGGAGAUCGUUCUGGGUGGUCGGCAGAACUCGCGCUCCUGGAUCUCACAGGGCAAGAUGGGCGAGCCCGUUUCCAGCGCCCAAACGCCGGGCAUCCUCUCGUGGGAUGAGUUUCGUAGCUUUUGGAUAAGCUGGAGAGAAGGUGGCGUGCAGGUGGGCCAUGGCCUAGAGCCAUCCAGCGCGACUGUGAUCCUUCAGUGGGCCGGACCACUUCCUGCUCAUGUGCGCCAUAUUGGUUUCUCCACCGGCUGGGGUUCUGUCGGCGAGUUCAGGAUCUGGCGCAAAGAAGAUGCAGAUGAGAACCACAAUGAGGCCUUUACUCUGGGAGUCCCACAUAAUGUGGUUCCAGGCUCAGAGAGGGCCACAGCUUCGAUGAUCGGUGAUGUUAUGGGCCCUGCUCUCAACAACCUUGACAAGCUUCUCCGGCUUCCCUUCGGUUGUGGGGAGCAGAACAUGAUCCACUUCGCUCCCAACGUCUUCGUGCUGAAGUACCUUCAGAAAACCCAUCAGCUCAGCCUGGAGGUGGAGGCCGAGGCCACUGACUACCUACUUCAAGGUUAUCAGAGGCAGCUUACGUACAAGAGGCAGGACGGUUCCUACAGCGCCUUCGGGGAAAGAGAUUCCUCCGGAAGCAUGUGGUUGACUGCAUUCGUACUGAAAUCGUUCGCCCAAUCCCGUGGCUUCAUCUUCAUCGAUCCUGAAGAACUACGUUCUGCCAAAUCCUGGUUGAUCACAAACCAAAAAGAAGAAGGUUCCUACCCAGCAAUGGGCCGGAUACUCAACAAAGACCUGCAGGGUGGAAUUCAUGGAAAGAUCUCCUUGACCGCAUAUGUGGUGGCAGCUCUUAUGGAAACCGGGAUUACAACUGAGGAAGAAAAGAGAGCAGUUGAUAAAGCUAAGGCGUUUCUGGAGAGUAACACGUACUCUGCCGAUGACCCAUAUACUACAGCUCUGUUGGCAUAUGCACUCGCUUUACUCCGCAGUCCUUACGCCCCACUGGCUCUCCGGCGACUUAACCACAUGGCCAUCACUCAAGAUGGUUUCACUCAUUGGAGUCUCACUGGCAGUACUGUCACAGAUGAAGACACGUUCAUGGGCUUCAGUGAUGGCCUCUCGCAGUCAGUGGUGUCAGCUGAGGUGGAAAUGACAGCAUAUGGUCUUCUCACCUACACACUUCUGGGGGAUGUUGCAUCUGCCCUGCCAGUGGUUAAAUGGCUCUCACAGCAAAGAAAUGCCCUGGGAGGUUUUUCUUCAACUCAGGAUACUUGUGUUGCAUUGCAAGCCCUUUCCGAAUAUGCCAUCCUGUCAUAUGUUGGCGGAGUUAAUCUCACCAUAUCCUUGGCUUCCACUAACCUGGACUUUCAAGAAACCUUUGAGCUUCAGUUCGACAAUAAGAAGAUCCUGCAGAAAGCAGUGAUCCCCAGCAUUCCAACAGGACUUUUUGUGAGCGCUAAAGGAGAAGGUUGCUGUCUAAUGCAGAUCGAUGUGUCAUACAAUGUACCCGAUCCAGUGGCUAAGCCAGCUUUUCAGCUAAAAGUAGACCUGAAGGAACCCAGGCAGGAGCGGCACACCCCACUCCCCCCACGUCACGUAUCCCUUCGUUCCCGUUCUCGAUCUGAUAACCGUUCAGAGCUGAAUCGCAAGCGGAGGGCUCCUGUAGACGACGAGGACCCCGCAGCCCACCAAGACCACCUGGAUUACCGUAUUACACUGGAGGUUUGCACCAGGUGGUUGCACACCGGUUCAUCCAACAUGGCCGUCUUAGAAGUCCCUCUGUUGUCCGGCUUCCGUGCCGACAUUGAGAGUUUGGAAAGGCUGCUGUUGGAUAAACGAGUGGGACUGAAAAGGUAUGAGGUGGAUGGACGGAAAGUUCUCUUCUACUUCGAUGAGAUCCCCAGUCAGUGCAUGACCUGUGUUACCUUCAACGCCGUGAGGGAGUAUAUUGUGGGCAAAACGGCCCCAGUGCCAGUCAAAGUCUACGACUACUAUGAACCAGCAUUUGAAGCCACUCGUUUCUACAAUGUUAGCGAGAGCAGUCCUCUCGCACGUGAGCUGUGUGACGGCACUACGUGUAAUGAGGUGGAGAGCUCCAGCAAUCAUUGGACGGGCUUUGUUCAGAGCGGUCAGUGCAAUAACAUCUUCGACUGUCCGGAGGAGGAAAACUUCGAACGAUGUAUUUGUUAUCGAGAUUGCGGUUAUGACGGCGAGCCGGUCUGCGGUUCUGAUGGCCAACUGUACCAGAACCAGUGCCAGAUGGAAGUUGCCGCCUGCAGAAAUGGCACACGGAUCGAGCAGAUGCCUUUUAGCAACUGUCCACAGAUAGGGGUGGUCGUAGAAGAGCGAGAACUCGCUACAGGAGAGGAACCCGAACAGGAACCUAUACUCAUUCCUGCAGGGGAGGAGCCAGGCUCCAUGGCCGAUGUGUCCUACUAUUCUUACGACUAUGACCCAGAAAUACCCUUUUUACCAGAGAGUGAGGAGAAGUUAGUGCCGAUAAGAGAGGAAGAGGAGGCAGGAGACACCGUCGGGCCUGUGAAUGAACAUCUCCUCACAGUGGACACAAAAGACUCGCCUGGGCGAUGAGCCCUGCCCGCCUGCAGAAAAGCCUGGAGAUCCACAUUGUACAUUCUCUGUGAAUAUGUUUGUGUGAAAGAAAUGCCUGAAAAGUGAGGUGUACCCAGUCUGUUGCUAUGAGACAGCCUUGCAUGUGUAUGUUCUGAAAGAGAGAGAGUAUCUUUGCAUUAUCAACUCGUGAACUUUUCAUAUCUCUUUACGUUUAGUCGACGAUAUGUCAUCUCAUAUUCCUCUUGUAAUCUUGUUUUAAUAGUCUAGUAUUUAUGUUUGUAAGAAUAAUUGACUUCAAAUCAAAUAUUUUAUUGUUUCGUUUUUCUAUAUGUGGUAUUUAUUUGUGGCUUAUGCCUUUGUUUUUUUUUCGGUUCGUUCCUAUUUUCUCAUUUUCUUGGUCCAUGUACACUUCCUAUAGGUGCGUCAUACAGAAAAUGUGUAACUACUAACUAUUACUCGGAGGAAACCACAGCCAAUAAAUAAGCUACUCGGCCAGUAAAUUACUCCUGUAAUCGAAUAACAUCUUUAUUACAGAUGUUUCAAUGUUACACAUGCUCCGAUUUAAAAGUGCUAACAUAAGCUAUUUUGUCCAAACUACUACUUCCGUAAGUUUAGCUGAUAUUUAAUUUUUACACAUUUUAUUCCCCUUAAGUGUUCAUAUAAUACAUAGAAAUUUGGAUAUGUUUUAAAGUGAUACUUAACCCAAAAAUUAAAUUGUGUGUUGUUCCAAAUCUGUUGAAUUCCUUUGUUCUGAUGAACACAGAGAAAGAUAUUUGGAAGAAUGCUUAUAACCAGACCGAUCUUGCCACCCAUUGACUCCCAUAGAAAUGUAUACAAGUAAAUGAUGAAAAAACACCCAUUUUUGGGUGAAGUAUCACUUUAAACUGGCAAUGAGAUUGUAGCAUUCAUGGCUAUUUGCAUAUAAAAGACAAUCGCUUGGAUUAGAAAAUGAUUUUACUACUUUGAAGAGUUUUUGAAUAGCCUUACAUCAAAUUAAGUUUAAAAAAAAAUGUUUGAGAAAACCUGUAAUAUAGACCAAUUAUUUCUCGCCAUGAGAAUAGCCAUUGAAGCUGGCAGGAUUUAAAAAAACUAAGUCAGGACAGAAGUUGCAAAUAACAUCCGCCGGUUUAUAUUGGCUCCAAAUGGAUAAAUGUGAAUUUUGAAAUCACUGUCAAUCCAAAUGAACCUAAAUUGAAUGUAACCUCCAGUUUUAUCAAAUGCAAAACAUUUGGAAAUAAGUCAACAGGAAUAAACUUUUUAUGCAGUCUGUUA
Molecule: messenger RNA, 7240 nt
Organism: Triplophysa dalaica
Lineage: Eukaryota; Metazoa; Chordata; Actinopteri; Cypriniformes; Nemacheilidae
Gene: cpamd8
Product: C3 and PZP like alpha-2-macroglobulin domain containing 8
Exons: 43
Coding region: 392-5986 (1864 amino acids)
Cellular component (GO): extracellular region
Molecular function (GO): endopeptidase inhibitor activity; protein binding
Source: RefSeq, a predicted model, not a curated record